AUGCAGUAUGUUCGUCCCGUGUUAUUGUGGUCCACUGCGGCCACGCAUCGCUUAGGUUUUGGCUGGGGCAACAGCAGAAACGGCGGCGGCACCAGUAGUGGUAGUUUGCCUAAUAAUAGCAGUAACAGCGGCGGGGCUGACGUGGGCGGGUACGCUACGGCCACGGAGUUCGUCAGCAAGGCCGCGGCCCUGAAGCGCCGGCUUCGAGGCCGCGGACAGUACGAAUUCGCCCGGCGUGAGGCGGAGAGGUUCCUUGAGGCGGAGGUCCCACAGAGUGCGACGCACGUGUGGAUGGAAAAGGGCACGAAUGCGCUGGCCUUGUCGCAGCUGCUAAGUUUUUUUGAAAUCGAUCCCGACGCUACUCUGCUCACCCUCGUCACAAACAAACUUGUGCGGUUGAUGGAGGACACCCAUGUCGACGGUCUCACGCGUCUCCAUGCGGCCAUCGCAUUGUCCCCGCGUGGGGAGCAGUACAUGGAGCGCAUCUUCGUCGCGGUAGAGGGUGUGCUGCAGCAGGCCGCCCGAGACAACGCCUACAACGGUAACAGCAACAAUGUUAGAGACCUCACAAUGCGGUGGAACAUCGUUGAGCUUGCGGCGAAGGUGAUGCAGCGCAAUGGCAAGCAUGCUCCCAGCGUACUAAAUGAAUCCUUGUCGCAGAUGGUGAUGGCGCAACUAGAGCGCACGCCGGCGACAGAGUUGCCUCACCUUCAAGUCUCGCUUCUGCGAGUGUACGGUUGGAUGGUUCGCGUUGGCAAAGUGGCGGAGGCGAAUCACCUGCUUUUUGCCCUUGUGGAGCAUACAGGCGACUUCCAUGGCUACGACUUCUCCACACUAAUGAGUUCAUGCCUUCGCCACCAUCUGCUUUCCCCUUUGCCGCUCCCAUUGCUCCAUCGCAUGGCACGUGUGGGGCUGAUGUACGCAACAAAUGCUAAUGGACGCGAUGUGGCGUCCAUUCUUGCAUCGUUUGCCCGCAUGCUAGGAUCACUGGAAGCAGGAAAAGACGCUGUAACUCAGCGUGACGUGGGGGAACUCGGUGGACGAAUGAGUAUGCUUCUAGAGGAGUAUGAGCCGCGUGUUUUACGGCUGUUGGACAGCAACGACAAAAUUUACUGGACACACUGUGACGAUAUCACUUCCAUUGCUUUUGCCUACGAAAUGGGUGGGCGACUGCGCUACAGGCACGUCUUCGUCGCCUACCAAGGCUACGUUGCGAAUAACGUUACCCGCUUUGAGCCUCAGCAGCUCGCCAUGGCGUCUGGCAUCCUCCGUCGUUCACACCUCCUCUCGCGGGAGUUGGCGGUGAAGCUCGGCGAGCGUAUUGAGACGGUGUUGGGGGAGUUUUCUCUCUCCGAGAUCAGCCACAUAUGUGCCACAUUUGUCUCUAUGGCGCCUGCCUGGAUGCCUGAGGCGAAGGUGGUGGCGGCGCGCCUGCUCAACUCUGACUGCAGCAGCUACACAAGGUUGAUGCUGACAAUGGCCUUCCCGGAGGAUGACACCCUCCACUCGCAGAUCAACUACAAGGAGAUAUCUAGUCGGCAGCUGGUGGAUGCCAUGACUCUGGCAAAAGGUGUCAACGUUGAGGGUCUUGUCAUUGCCGAACUCACAGCACGCCUCAGCGCGGCGCAGGAUCUAUUUUCACCGGAUGACCUGCGCGUGGUGCAGGCCUCUGGACGACAGGACCUGUUGACGGCCUGCACUAUGUACCUGUCAAGCCGCUUUGCCGAAGCAGAGUGGACGACAGAUACGCUGUACAGCUUGCCGCUGGCCUCGGGCAUACCCCAUGCCCGGGAUUCCGUUAAGGCGCUGGCGGCAGCCAAGGCGGUAUCCAUUUCACCUGAGCAGUAUGUUUCGCUUGUCGAGCUUCUCACGAGCACCUUUGGUGAGGAGUCAGACGAGGCGAUGGUCGACUUUGUUCUCACGGGUGGAGUGGAGCUGCUAGGCGAUGAAAAGAUUCAGCUAAGGACGGUGCUGCGGUACCUUGAGGCGGUACGUCCGCUCCGCAAGAUGCACCCUAAUUCCGACUGGAUAGCGCUCUUCAACGAGAAAAUGCUGCGCCACACGCAUAACGCGCGGCCGCGCGAGCUUCAAAGGCUGCUAUCGUCGCUGCGAGAGGUGUAUGGGGAGGUGGCACAGCAGCCCCUGCUGCAGCAGACAGUCACGGAGAUCGUCCGCGGCGCCUACAGCCGUAUGGCACAGCCAGACGAGGAGGCGGCGCAGACCACGGUCCUCCUAGCGCAGCUGCAGCACGGCAUGCCAAAUCCACCGCUGACGGAGCUCACACCAUUAGUGGCCGCCGUGCGCGACAACGCGGCGAUGUAUCCCACGGAGUUGCGGGAUGCCGUUUUGGGCAUGUCCUUCCCGAAGGAGGUGGAGCCGAAGCGGGUGGGCCGCUUCACGUUGAGGGCAGUCCGGGCACUGGGGACCGUGACGCCUGCAAUACCACCGCCGUCCUAUGACGUGAACGUGGCGUUGGACGUUGACCCUUUUGGGGCCUCGCCACAAGACGCUGCCGCCGACGCAACGUCACCGCCAUUACCAUUGCAUCCACCAGCCGAAGAACAGCAGCAGCAGCAGCAGCAGCAAUCUCAGUCGUCAUCGACGUGCAACGCGGGAGCCGUGCCAGUAUUCGACACCUCCGCUGCAGCGUUCGUUGCGAAGGGUGUUCUUCACCCACCAACGACAAACGCAGGGGCGUCCGAGGCUGCCGGAGAGGCUCAGGAGAAUGUCACCAGAGCCAGCCACAACGUUACUCAGGAACAGCUCGCGGAGUCUGCAUCGGUCGCACCGCCCGCGGUGCCCACUGCCACUACGCCUGCCACACACUCAGGUACGAGACUAUGGCACCUCUUCGGUACCGCGUCGAGUUCUAGUACGACGCAGCGAGAGCCAGCGACGUCUACCCCUCCGGUGGUCCAAGCACAGCCAUCAGAAGAGCCGCGUGCGACAGAGUCUCCCCCGGGGUUAUCGUACAUGAAAUUGUUUGACCCAGGCCGGUUGCCCAACACGUGGCAUAACGUGGCGCAACCGGAUCCUCAUGCAAGUGAAACGGCCAACAGCAGCAGCAACAACAACAACACGGAAGAGCAACUUCGGCCACGUCGAACAAACCUUCCUCGACUCGACUCCCAAGCCUCUUCCACGGAUGUUCAUGCUCCAGCCGCCGUCCAAUCUUCCUUUGCCCUCGAAUCACCUCGGUUCGGUUACGAUGGGUGGAGUACGUCAGAAAACACGGCGGCAACAAACACCGCGUCGACAUCGGGGUGGGCAUCUUCGUGGAGUGCGAUACAGCCACCCGUGGCGCCUGCACCGGGGAACUCCAUGGCGGCGCAGCAUCUCUCUUGGUUGUCGCCGCACAUGCCGUCGUCGUCGUCCGGAAGGGCAUUUGGCGGCGACGGCAGUUCCUUCGGCGUUUCCGCCCAGCAGCAGCAGCAACAGCAGCCACAACAACAACAACAGCGGGUGCAGUCAGCGUACCGGAUGACACCACGAGGUGGUGUGGCGGCUCCAGGUAAUCACUUGUUUGUGGACCCCGUCUCUAGCCCACGGAGUCGGCCACUCAUUACGAAAAAGAAUCUCUCGAUGAAGGCGCAGCAGCCCUCCGAUGCAUCAUCGUUAGACGAGGAUAUUAACCAGAUGUACGCAAAGACCCCGAAGGGCGCUAAUGAAGGGGUAUCAAAUUUCAUGAGGAAAGCAGGUCUUACAAAGAUCACGGCAUAUAACAUGAGUCCGGCGGAGGCCGAAACAGGUGCCGGAGACCGAAAGGGUUUCUGGGCCGAUGUCAUUGGGCAAUCAGUGCGGCGAUCAAAGGGCGACAGUCGACGAACCAGCAAGAAACCGAAUAAACUCUCAGAGUGGCUAAACGCACCACCAAAGCAUGCCGUGGCGCCAACUCGAAAGGGUCGAGCGACAUCACCACCACCACCACCACCACCACCGCAGACGCCGGCGCCGGCGUCUGCGGCUAAAGGCAAGUCCAGGGCGAAGAGGAAGCGAGGGGGCGGCAAAGACCAUGCGUCUGCGGCGGCAGCCUCACGAGGUAAGGGCGCCCACGCGAAGGUGCCCACAUCGAAGGCCACUAAGGCGGCAUCGGCAAAGACAGUCUCGAAAGGGGCACCGAAGGCGUCAGCAAAGUCCGUUGCAGCAAAGCCGAAGAGGCCGCCGGAGAAUAAGAAGAUGACGAAGAAAAAGAAUGAAAAGAAGCCCGUGGUGAAAAAGGCAACUCCGUCAACGUCCUCUGCUUCCGCCAGUGCAAAGCAUAAAACCGCAAAGAAGGCGAAAAGGUGGUAG
Trypanosoma rangeli is the source of this 4290-nucleotide messenger RNA. Its product is annotated as chaperonin containing t-complex protein. NCBI's taxonomy places the organism in Eukaryota, Euglenozoa, Kinetoplastea, Trypanosomatida, Trypanosomatidae. The coding region runs from base 1 to 4290 and encodes 1429 amino acids. The transcript has a single exon. The record is from RefSeq and is a predicted model, not a curated record.